AUGCCUUUUCUUUGUGAAAAAGUAACUGGAAAAAUAUUCUUAUGUAAUCCAAAUGCUACAUGUGGAUGUUCUACUUCAUUCACUCUUAUAACACGUAUUAUUGGUGGUGAAAGUGCAUCACACCAUGCUUGGUCAUGGGCUGUUUCUCUUCGUUCUUCUGGAGAUCAUUUUUGUGGAGGAACAGUUCUUUCACCAUCAUUCAUUAUUACUGCUGCUCAUUGUUUUGAGAUGAAUACUGAUGUAACAAAUAUUACUAUUGUUGCUGGAUCAUCGACUUUAAAUACUUCAUCAAAUGAUACAUCUCAAACUCGUUCAAUUGCUAAACUUUACAUACAUCCUGAUUAUGACUCUUCUAUAUCGACAAAUGAUGUGGCUAUUCUUCGCUUGUCUGCUCCAUUAAAUAUGUCAAACGAAAAUAUCAAACCAAUCUGUUUACCAUCUGGUAUUGUUUCUCAACCACAAGAUAAUAUUGGUAUGGUCGCUGUAGGAUGGGGUUCAACAUCAGCAUCGACAAUUAAUCUUUCUUCAACUCUUCUUCAAGUCACAUUACAAAGCGUACCAACUACAGACAAUGGAUGCCGAGUGGUUAUUGCUGAUAGUACAGUACAAUUUUGUGCUGGAAUACAAACUGGUGGUAAAGAUACUUGUCAAGGUGAUAGUGGUGGACCAUUAAUGGCAUAUGUUGAUAAUGUUUGGCAACUUUAUGGUAUCACAUCUUAUGGCUAUCAAUGUGCAUUUCCUGGCAUUCCAGCAGUCUACACUCGAGUUACUCAUUAUAUAGACUGGAUUAAAUCUAUCAUUUCACCCACGGAGGUGUGGGGUGUGCCAACAAUACCGGUUAUAAUAGUAAAUAAUGUUGAACAUUCACAUGAAGCAUUUGUAUUACAUUGGUAUAUUGUUCCAUUUUGUUUCUUAUAA
Rotaria sp. Silwood1 is the source of this 918-nucleotide messenger RNA. NCBI's taxonomy places the organism in Eukaryota, Metazoa, Rotifera, Eurotatoria, Philodinida, Philodinidae. The record is from the annotation of a GenBank genome assembly.